CAAUGGCGACAGCACGCCAACCAGCUGGCGAAAUUGCGCCGCUCACCUGUAGACGGUGUGUGAAACUUCAGCUUCCAAUUCUUGUCGCAUUAGUUCGACAUCCAGCUCAUGGAUGUCGCGUGUUGAUAUGGAAUGGUGUCAUAUUAUCCAUGAUGCUCCUCCUCUUCCGUCCUCGAGUCACGAGUUCUGCGCGGGAUGAACCCCUUUCUUCAACCAUCAACCCGCGCGUCGGCAUCGAAUCGGGCCAUUCCUCCCAACCACCCGCUCGUUAUCCUCAACGGCUCCUUACUAGCGGCUCGCUUCGCUAACGGCUUCUGUUCUGAAACGUUACACGUGUACUGAAAAGCCUUUUACUGGUGUAAAAAAUCCAUAGCGGCUCGCUAACGACUCGCGAUCAUUCUAAACGGCUCUUUUCCGAGACGUCCUGCUCGCACCGCGAGGUUAACGAUGGCCUCGCCGUUUUCGAUGGCGACGCCGUUCGUCGUCAACGGACGGACGGACUGGUGAAUCCGUUGCUCGCCAGACCAGCGGCUGUGCUCGGGGAAGUUCCAUUUGGACAUUAUGGCCUCGCGGCUUUCGAUGGCCACGCGGCUUUCGAUGGCCACGCUGUUCGUCGUCGACGGACCGGUGAAUCCGUCGCUCGCCAGACCAUUUGCGCUCGCAACAGUUCCGUUGAUUCCGUCAGUUACGUCAACGUUAGUGGGACGGAUGUUGCACGGAGCAGAUCGAUUCUCAGGCGAACACGACGACCGCGUGUGCGCCGUCGGUAGAGGGACCGAGUUUUCGCGAAAUCACGUUGUAAGUCGCCCGACAUCAUGGCAGUCGCUCGAGACGACGGCAGGAAUCCAUGACACGAGGCGUGGAGAAAGAGAGGGCGAGACGCUAAGGUGACUCUGGAGUCGACUCAAAAGUCUCCAUGAGAUGAGGCGUGGAGAGUGAGAGGGGGAGACAUCAAGGUCUAGGUCUGUACCUUGCUCCCCUUGCCUAGCCUGUACCCAGGGUUCAGCAGUACUAAGGACCGUGAGGGAGAGACAUCAAGGUCCUCGCAGGGUGGACUUUCGAGGGAGGUUCAGUUGAUAGGAAGUAAUUUGUUUCUCCUCCCUCCCAUGUGUCGUCCGAGCUGAAUAAAUCAGAGUAAAUUCUACUUGUUUUUCCUGUUGAGGCUUCAGCCUGCCUCCGCCUUGUGUCGAGUUCUCCAUCAGGAGCAGACGCGCAUCUCAUUCGUUGGCCAUAGAUAUCAUCGCAUCGUAUGCGCAUCUCCUCCUUUUCCUCCUCAUCAUUCAUUUAAAUUUGGUCCCCAUCAGGAGCGGACGCGCAUGGCAUCCGUCGGCCAUAGAUAGCAUCGCCUCCUGCUCCUCCUCCUCAGCCAUUCAUUUAUUUUUGUCGCCAUCGAAGGGACGCGCAGUACAUCCGUUGGCCAUAAGUAGCGUCGCGUGCGUCAAGGAAUUGUCGGCCGGCGUCGCAGCGGCAUCAUGCCAUAGUGCAUCAUGGUGUGGAAUAAGUUAUGUGGGAACUUGCUCCGGCGCUAAAUCUCGUCGUAGCACCAAGCGGCAGAAACAGCAGCAGAAACAGCAGCAGAAACAGCAGCAGAAACAGCAGCAGCAACAGCAGUAGAAACAGCAGUAGAAACAGCAGCAGAAACGGCAGCAGCAGCAGCAGCAGCAGCAGAACCACCAGGAAGCAACAUCAGCAGAACCAGCACCAGUAGCAGAAUCAACAACAAGGCGGGUGAUUGUAUGCGAGGAGCCAGAAUGCAUCGAAUAUGUCAGCAUCUGCUCCUCUUCAUAUCUCUGCUGCUGCUGGAUGUCAGCACGUGGACGGACCAGAUCCUGCCUGGUGGGGAUCAGACGGCUGGGAAGCAAUCCAGAGGCGUGCUAAUGUGUGCAGCAGGCAUCAUCGCUAAGAGCGACCUCACUAUGUGUGUGGCCGAGGGAGGGGUUGCUGGUGCGGGGGUUGCUGGUGGGGGUACUGCUGAUGGGGGGGUUGUUGGUGGGGUGAAGGGGUAUGUUCAGGGUGGUGACGGUGGUGGGGCAAGGGGUUAUAGCCAGGGCGAAGGUGACCAGACGAAAGGAGGGGGGAUGCAGCCGAACGGUGCAAUACCAGAAGCACCAGCAGCGGCAGCAGCAACGGAGUUCGCGGAGGGAUCUGCUGCUCUUUUGGGAGGGUUGGGGCUGGAGCAGCAGCAGCAGCAGCAGCAGCAGCAGCAGCAGCCGAGCUAUGUGCCGGAGGGGGCUAAGUCUGUGAAGUGCAGGAAGAAGAUCGUGAUCUCCCUUGCUGUCUCUAACGGCCAUACGCUAGGCACAGAGGCCAUAGAGGCGGUGCUGACUCGCGUCAGUGACAGCACAAGUGGAUCUGCAGGAGGACGGGGAGAUAACACCAAGGGAGGGGAUGGGGGAGAUGAUACAGGCAGCAACGGUGCAGCACCAGCACCAGCCGCCGCAGCAGCAGGAGGAGCAGCAGGCGGAGCAGCAGGCGGAGCAGCAGGAGGAGGAGGAGGAAGAGGAGGAGGAGGAAGGGGGGGAGUGGAGAGGCGGCUAGCAGACCCUGUGAAGAUCACAGUGGUCAAGACGCCAGUCUAUGCUGUGUACCCACUCACCUUCCUGCAGUCGUUCAAUGGCCGGCCAUACGAGGUGGUGGUGACUACAACGGGUUGCAGGGAUGGGGCGUACGACAGCGACCCUACCUGCGGCUGGUUCCUCUAUCCUGAUGGCUCAAGGGUGCCUGACAGCCAGGGGUUCUGCUGCAGCUGCAGUGGUGGUGACACGUGGAAGGACUCCAUUGGUCUGGACAACCCGCAGCAAUUCAGGGCCGAUCUGGACUGCAGCCUGUGGCGACAGAAGCUCUUCUUUGGAGGAGUGCCUUCUAGCGCUCAUUGCCUUCGCUUCAACAAUACCUGGUACCCCACGUACCGAAUAGGCCUGGCGUCCCUCGUGUUCCAAAUCCAGAUCACCAUCAGCAAGCUGCUGUCGGACUCCAAGGAGCAGGAGACUCUCAUCCUCUCGCCUAUAGCCCCGGUGGCAGUGAACCCCUCUCUCUCCGUCUCAGCCACCCUAGUCGGCGACUUCCUCACCUACACUCAGCUCCCCAACCUCAGCGACCGUCUGCUCUCCGUGCCUCUCCAGCCAGGCUCUCCCACCUUUGGCCGGUUUACCUCCGACACAUCAGGCUGGCUGUUAGUGGACAAGGAGCAGUACUCGCUGGACGGGAGUGAGUGCAACAGGGUCGGCACCAGCUUCAGCGCCUUCCGCUUCGAGCCCGACCGCUGCCAGCGCUCUGUGGGCUCCUGCCUCUCCAACCAGCUACUGGACUUCGCCCAGGAGGACGCAGAGCGCGUGUCCCAGGGCCUUCAGCCCAUCCACGCGUUGUCAUCUCUUGGACCGAUCACCACCCUUGAAAGUCCCAACAGCUCUCUGAGCAUUGCCCUGGUAGUGACUCAGCGACUCAACUCCCUCAUCACCCUUGAGAUGGCUGCUGAUGACGUCACGUUCAUCAAGAACAGGAGCCCCGGUCGCAUAGUGUCGGUGGUGGCACCAUCGUUUGAAGCCAUGUCGAGUGAGGGGAGGGUGGGCAUUAAGGUGGCCAAUAACGGCACUCUCGAUGCUGACUUCACUCUCACGAUUCAAAAUUGCUCCUCUGGAGUUCUCCCAAUACCCGCUCAGGAUCGCAGCAUAGCAGCAGGGGCAACGGCAGCCUUCACCUUUCUGCUGCAACUGCAGGAUUCCCUUGCCUCCCAGCGCUCGUGCCUUGUGGUCCUGUACGACGCCAUAUCAUCGGUUGCUGACGUGGCACCCCUCUCCUUCACCACGAAUGCCACGGUGGACAACCGCGGGGCGCAGAGCGGACAGGCGGACGGCAAGGCCAUGCGCAACACCACGCUCUUCUCCCCGCGCCCCGGCUCCUCCUCCUCCUCCUCGUCAUCUUCCUCCCGCUCAAGUGACUGCAGUUUCGCCUGCCCGUCAUUCUUCGGCAUGGCGUGCUUUGUGACCCACGCCUGCUGGGGGCGAUUUGCUGGAGCCAUCGUUGUAAUGCUGCUCAUCCUCGCAGCCCUCAUCGCCUUGGCUUCCCUCCAUCGCUCCGGUCUGCUCCUCCCAGCCCUCGCCCUCCCCUUCACUCUCCUGCACUCCGCAGUUAAAUCCCUUCCCCCUCCCCCCACCGCCCCCCCCUCUCCUCCCCCGCAUUCUGCUGCUUCCGGUGAGGGGAGAGAUGGGGAUGGAAGGCAAGGGAGUGGGGUGGUUUGGGCUUCUGCUUCUGGUGGUGGUGGCUGUUGGGAGGAUAUGGGUAAGGGGAAGAAGGGGAGGAAGGGGAAGAAAGGGAAGGAGAAGAUCCAGGAGGAUGGAGAGAGGGGAGAGGGAGGGGAUGGAGAGGUGGAGGUGGGGGGAAUGGAGAGUGGAGUGGAGGGAAGUGGGGGUGAAGUGGGGGGGAGGCGGUAUGGCAACAGUGUGUGUAUAUUUGUGGAUGGUGGAAGAAGGGAAUCAACGUUGGGUCAGGGAGCUAUGAUGGGUGAAGGUAGUGGUUUUGGGGUGCUUUCACCCACCACUGGAAGCCCGGUUGCACCAGCUACGGCACCGUCAACAUCAGCAGCGGCAGUAGCACCAACAACAACAUCAGCAACAUGAAUGUUACUACCAUCGUCACCGUAACCAUCAUUGCCUUGACCUGAUGAUCGCAUAGGAUUUCAGAAAGCACAGCCCAUAGCCCCCCAGGCAUAGCAGCCUGUGGCCCUUCUGAGGAUCUUCUAGGGCGACCCCAGUGAAUCUCUCGACAUAGGAGUGAAUUAUGCAGGCAAGUCCAUGAUCAAUGAUCAUGUGUUUGGAUUGCCCAUCCCCAUAAGAUAGAUAAUGAAUGCUUUGAUCCAGUACCGGGGGAUGUAGACGUUUUUUUGUAGGUGAAAUUAUGGAGGUGAUCGCAGUUGGUUGUGAGCGAGCCAUGGAUAUGAAAUAU
Molecule: messenger RNA, 4941 nt
Organism: Closterium sp. NIES-67
Lineage: Eukaryota; Viridiplantae; Streptophyta; Zygnematophyceae; Desmidiales; Closteriaceae
Source: the annotation of a GenBank genome assembly